Labeo rohita (rohu) is the source of this 8021-nucleotide messenger RNA. It is a transcript of the gene zbtb7a, whose product is annotated as zinc finger and BTB domain containing 7a. The record is from RefSeq and is a predicted model, not a curated record. Gene Ontology annotation, biological process: regulation of transcription by RNA polymerase II. Gene Ontology annotation, molecular function: DNA-binding transcription factor activity, RNA polymerase II-specific; RNA polymerase II cis-regulatory region sequence-specific DNA binding; protein binding. NCBI's taxonomy places the organism in Eukaryota, Metazoa, Chordata, Actinopteri, Cypriniformes, Cyprinidae.
GACUUGCAAAGCAGUUGAGGCCUGUGCGUGCGGCCAUCAGAAGAGGUCUGAAAUGAGACGUUGGGGCCGUUGCAUGGCCCCUGUCACCCAUAGCCAUGAAUAAGUGAUGAAGAAUGUUGGGAGCCCUGAGAAGGUGUCAGGAUCAGACAGGCAGACGGACAGACGGCAGGACGGACGGACGGGUGGCGGCUGCGAUUGGCGGCUCGGCGGCAGGCUGGUGGAAAAUGUCGUCGGGAGCAGGUGGGCGGGGAAGACGUGACGGAAGGGCCUGUGGGGGUGCAGGCGAGGUAGAGGAAGGACCAGUGGGCAUCCCCUUCCCCGAACACAGCGCUGACCUGCUGGGAAGUCUCAACCGGCAACGGCUAAGUGGGCUGCUGUGCGAUGUGCUACUAGUGGCUCAAGACAGAGAAUUCCCUGCCCACCGCUCCGUGUUGGCCUCCUGCAGCACCUACUUCCACAAGCUUUUCACCUCGGGCCUGGCUGCUGACCGCCAGAAAGUCUAUGCGCUGGACUUUGUGCGGCCUGAGGCGCUGGCCGCCCUCUUGGACUUUGCCUACACGGCCACACUCACAGUCAGCCGCAACAGCGUGGUUGACAUCUUAAGCGCCGCCCGUGUGCUGGAGAUCUCACCCGUCCAAGACGUCUGCACACACCUGCUGGACACCAAAGUGCUCUCCCCGCCGGCGGGCAGUGAGCAAGAAGAAGACCAGGAAGAGGAGGAGCGAGGAAAGAAUGGAAAAGAGCAGGGCAUCCGGCUGCGUGCCCGUGAGUACUUGGAGUUCUUCCAGAGGGGGGCGCAUUGGGGUAGCAGCUGCAGCACGCCAGAGCUCAGGGACCUGCCCGCACACCUGCACUUUAGCCAACGCAAUGGCGCUGACAGCAAUGGCACGCCCAUCGGCCCUGCUGACUACUACUCCUCACUGGCCCAAGCCCUGUCGCAGCCGCCUCGUGACCCCGAAAACGAGAAUGUGGAUGAGGAGUGCCAGGAUGGACCUUCAGUUCUAGCUCGAGGGAAAGGUGCAGAGGCUAUGAUGUCCCUUUAUGCUCCCACUCAGAAUGGACAUUACUACCUCCAUCAAGCAGAGCCCAAAUCAGAGAGAGAGGUGGAGGGGACAGGUGAGCGGGAGCACGAACAAGGCCCAGCCAGUGCUUUGCUACAACAGAUGAUGGACUCCUUGGAGCGGAAAAGGGAACAGGCCACGGCAGGUGGUGGGGGUGAGGAGGAUGGGCCGGAGGGCGAAGAGCCAGACGUGGAGUUUUACUUGAAGUACUUUAAUAGUGUGCAGCAUGAGGAAGCCGCCAGUGCCCCGAUGUCUCCAAGUUUGCUACCACUGUGGUCAUUACGGGGCAACGGAGGUGGUAACCAAACAACUGGAGGGGGUAACAACAGUGAGAGGAAGAUGCGCUCUAAGGCCUUCCAGAAGUGCCCUAUCUGCUCCAAGGUCAUCCAAGGUGCAGGCAAGCUUCCACGCCACAUCCGUACACACACAGGAGAAAAGCCCUAUGAAUGCGCCAUCUGCAAAGUGCGAUUCACCAGGCAGGACAAGCUAAAGGUUCACAUGCGCAAGCAUACGGGAGAGAAGCCUUACCUGUGUACUCAAUGUGGCGCCGCCUUUGCCCACAACUACGACCUGAAGAAUCACAUGCGCGUACACACAGGCUUGCGCCCCUACCAGUGCUCCAGCUGUUUUAAAACCUUUGUCCGCUCGGACCACCUCCACCGUCAUCUCAAGAAAGACGGCUGCAACGGCAUCCCUUCCCGUCGAGGCCGCAAGCCACGCAUACGAGAUUCUGAGCUCCUGGAAGGUCCUCUGGAACUUCACGGCCCGGAAGCAGACAUCGAGACAGGUCGGCGGCAUCUGGACAGGGGCACCGGAACAUCAGUCAUGGAGGAAAAUCACGGUAGUCACACGCACAGUCCGGCUGCCGACGGGGAAGGUAGUGAAGAUUUGACCUCGGGACAAAGGAACUCCGCGACAACAUGAAUCGGACUUCGUCAGAGAGGGCUUUACUCGAAAACGAGAGGAAGAACGAAAGCGAAAAAUAAGAAAAACAAACAAAAAAAAACUACAUGGUCCUCUUUAAAAAACCAAAUCAGGGUGUCACGCAAAUCUAAUCUUCUAGUUUUUUUUUCUUCCUUUUUUUAGCUUCUGCAUUCCGCAUAGAGACUAACCACCAAGUUACUGGUCUUGUUGGAAGAGCGAAGGGCACUUCAAAUCACUCACCCGUGCUGUCACCAUCUUUCUGGGUCUUUUUGUUGGUGUUUUUGUAACAAUGGCGUACGAGAAAAAGCUACUAUGCAGUUUAAACAAGUUCCUCAUCUCUGGGUUGCAUCUACAGGGCCUUGUCUUAAAAAGUAAGGUGUCAAACACCAGGCUGACUGCUGCUUCAACGGGUUAGCUAUGAACGGUCUAAGAUGUGAUCAAGGCAACCAAUAGAUCUCUUUUUCUAAUGCAAUGAGCAACAUGUACAUACACUAUAAGAAAUUCUAUUGUCUCAGAUUGCAAUAUAUGCAAUACUCUGAUGCAGCACCUUUUUUCUAAAUGUUCCAGAAAGAAUUGGACAGGGGUUUGAUUUAAAGUGUUACUUUCUCUAUAAAAGAUGUUUUCUUUUCUUUUUUUUUUUUGGUGUAACAGGUUACCGUUUUGAGUCGAAUCGACAUGGGGAGAUUUCGUUAAUUUGUUUCUGGCAGGGAGAGGGUAAGACAAGGGAUGAGGUCCUGUGUUUCUAAAGCACUACCUUCAUCUGAUCGCCACUGGGCACAAUCAUGUUAAAUCUUACCUCUCACAGGCCUGCUUUUCCUUAUUCCUUAUCUCUUAUUUGGGGGAUUGUCUUAAUAUUUUGUCGUUUGAUUUUUCUUUUGACCUUUGAGUUGACUAUUUUGGGUACUUGACACUUUACAUUUGUAUACGUGUGUAUAUAUUAGGUUGUAAUCUUAUGAGACCCUUUAUAAGAUGUAUAUUGCAGAUAGAUAGGGUUACAUCUUCCUUCAGCUUCACUCCAGGUUUCUCACCGCGCUAAGUUCGCAAGGGGAAACACGCUGUUUGAUGUUUUAGAGCAUUAUAAUUGAGAAACCCAUUUUUUUUCCUAAGCUGCACUUAAUGGAACCCAGAAGUUUCCGCCCAAAGUAUGAAUUGUGAUAAAUGUACUUCAUUUCGAGUCUUUCUGCAGGAGAGCGAAACUGUAUGCAACAGAUGAGUGAGGUGCACCGCUGUUAUACAAACGGCUGGUGAACAACUUAAGCAGGGAAUCGUUUAUUCGUUUGUUUGUUUCCUCGACAGAAAGAGAGAUAAAGAGCGAGCACCUUUUUUAUGCAUUUGCACAGCUUUACUAAAGAUAUCCAACGGAGAUAGAGAAAUAUCUAUUUAUGGAGGCAGUUUGUGUUGGGAGAUACAAAGUGCUUAUUCAAUAUCUUUGCCCAAGGGACCACGAAAGAAAAAAAAAUCUGAAACAACCUGAGCGAUAAGACGAGCAAUAAAUUUACGUCCAAUUCCAAAUAAGCACACAGCUGUAGCCGAGUAAAAUGGAGGGUCCACUUUUUAGCAUCGUUAACAAAUGCAAUGUAGAUACAAAAUGGGAUCAGCUAUACAAACUUUAUCGCCUUUGUUCAAUGCAAAAGACUAGCUGAAGUUUUGAAAGUAAGUGUCCUGAAAACCUGAGACCUUUAUUUUAAAAUAAUAUGUGCUUCCUUGUGCUAGUGAGAAAGGGUGCAGCAACAUCCUAUGGCCACAUCAGAGCAGGAUGACUCACUGAGAGGGGCCUGGAGCGUCAGCAGGCACUUUGUGGGCACGUUGAGACAGGCUCUCCCCAAAAUCCAGCAGAGUGGGUGCUUUGGCUAAGUUAGGACUAAGGCAUGUAUGAGGACAAGACUUGACUAAGGCGGAGCCUUUAAGAGCCGAUGAAGUGGCACAUUCGAACGAAACUUUCUAGCCGUGGAUGCACCGUUUUGUUUCAUUAGAGGAUGUAACAUUGUACACCCUGUUUAUCGGCCUUUUGCACCUUAAUAAGAAAGAAGCAAGAUUUGAAUGCACUUUGUUACUGAGAGGGGCACUUUUAUGUUAAAAGAAACGGGUACUUUCAAACAAGAGCAAACGUGCUAAACAAAAAAAAAAAAAAAGAGGCCCAUUCAAGUGGUGAUACUUGGAUUUUUGUUCGUUAUUAUUAUUUUGGAUUGUUCGCAAGUGUUUAGGUCAUGACACCGAGCUGCCAAAAAGUGCAGUCACUUGAGAGAAAGGACAGGUUUGAAGAUUUAGAAGAGUAACAAAGAAUAAUAAUUGCACUUAAAGUUGAUCGAAAAGUUCUCUAUUUUGUCUUAAUACAGAAGAGCGUCAAGAUGUGCAGGGAUUUACGAUAAUUACCUACAACUACAUACUCCUCCUUUUUAGUUUCUGUCAGUGCAUUGUGAUAUGCUGAGUUUCGCUGGUCAAGUCUAGUGUUCACUAUAAAUUAGCUGUUGAAGGCCACACCCUAACCAUCACACUACUGUAAGUUACGAAGAAAGAUUGCGUGUGACUGGACGACAGGGCAGAAUUAAUCCUUCUGGAAAUUCCAGUGUGAGAGCUUGUGUUUUUCACACCCCAAAACACUCAGUUAAUAAUACAUCACAUGCUUGCAAGGGUGUGUGGUAACACAUUGACCUAGACCAUCUCUUAUCAACCGUUUCACUCAUCGCCUGCGUUCAUCCCAUGCUAAGUUCCUUUCCGGGAUGUAUUUGUACCUAUGCCACGACCCGAAUUUAGAAGCAGAAGUUGAAAUGGAAUUGUUGUGGAAAAAGCCUACUUGAGUUCCCUUUUCUGUCUAUUGUUUUUGUGAGAGUUUCAAAUUUGCGAUGCUUUCUUUUGUUUUGUUGUACAAUGUGUUGCUGCAGCUUGUUUGUUUUUCUAGCGAAGAUAUUGCUAGCUGUGUUUGUGGGGUUUAGGGUUAAAUGGUGGUGGAUCUUAGGGAGGGUUAGGUGGGUGGGAGGGGAAGGGAGGUACAAAGCCUGAUAGCACUGGAAAUGGUGCUUUAGCUGAGAACGAGUUUUUGCACUAAAAGUCACCCAUGUCCUUGUCCUUGGAGGAGGGGGACUGGAGAACCGGGCAAGGCCUUUGAGUUUCUGUGAACGCAAGUCUGUUUAAUCUCCACUUCACUUCCCUAUACUUACGUCUGCAAUUAACUCUUUGAAAACCAAAGUAGGGAAAGACUAGCAUUACUUGAAGACCAUUCUUGGCCAUUACGAGGUGAAUCUUGCGUUUUACGAACAGAACGAGUGUAGGUCAAGAGUCCAAAGCAACUACAACAGAAAUAAGCCGCUUGAGGAAAGACACAGUAUUCACGGAAUGGCUUAUUUCCAAUGGUUAACAGGAUCAAACCUUAAGCAUCUGUGUCUACGUAGCAGUUUGGUGGAGUUAUUAGAGGUCUUUGUGAGUUCGCACAGACUCAUUGGCUUGAUCUGGAGUUGGGGGGGUGUGGGAGGGGGGCGUAAGCUUUGUUCAGUGGGUCCAAAAGGAGUCGGGGCAGAGUCUUGAAGCUUGACAAGUGGAGAAGGAUUUUGGAGAGAAUGUGCCUUAACUUAAAAGGAGAUUGGGAGGAGGAUUCGAAAGAUGGCUUCCAUUCCAGCUUCCCGAGCGAUUCUUGAACACUUGUGGACAACUAAAAGGUUGCGUAAGAUCUUCGUCCAGAGAUUGUCUACUACACCUCAACUUGUAAAUACAACUAGCUAAAACUUGGUAAAAAAGUUGAUCGCAGUGAGGAGAUUCUGUCAUCUUCCAUUUAGCGCUGUUUAUUGCUUCCGCCCCUGAUCGUGACUCCACUGACAGACACUACAGCGAGGAGGUGUCUCAAACUACCAUUUCCAUGACUUUAAAAGCACCAUGUGUAUGUAAUAUCCAAAUAUUAAUCUAUUUGUGUCUUUAUUUGUUUAAUUUAUUGGACAGGAUGUCAAAAAGCAUUAAAGAUUACAAUGACAGCGAUAACCGUAAUAAUCAUGGAGGAUAAUCUUAUUACAAUUCUAGAUGUUCUGGCUGGGUCGAAGCACAACUAGCUGAGGACGACAUAAUGCAUGGCUAGAUUCGCACACCUGAUCCACUGCUGUUUGAUGCCCAGCGGGCAUGUUGCACAAGGAGCGGCUCAUGGGCGGUGGGUACUAGUUUGCACAGAUUGGGGAGGGUGGGUGGCAUUUUUGUGCAGUUCGGGCAGGGGAACCAUGUCUUAAAAGGAGGGUUUGGAGAGCCUCGUCAGGUAUUGCUGUGCCAUUCUAUGUACCUAAGGAAUUUAUAGCCAUCUACUAUAGUCUUUGACUGCCUCAGCUGGUUAUGUUUCACUGAUCAAGGAGAUGUUCUGGAGAACAGAUGUCAGAGGUUGUGGUGGGAGGCAGGGGGAUUUUGGGAUUAUGGGCCAUUGUCUAUGCUUCUCAGGUUAAAUAAUCACGGCAGUCCAUGUCCAUUUUCGUUGUUUGGUUUGAGCUCAAAUUUUGCCUUCUGUAUAAUCAAAGCUUUAUUGUACCGAGAGUACACCAACCGAAUAUAUAUUAUGAGUUUUGAAAAUUAUAUCGAAAGCCAACUACCCAUGUGACCACAACACCCUCAUUUUUGUUUUGCCUAACAACUGUACAUUCUUUUCUAGUGUAGAAAAACAAUGGCAAAAUGUCUUUUUUCUAACGUUUUAAAACACUGAGUGGUGUAUUGUCUCAGAAUGAGAAUUGUGGGAUGGAGACAAGAAGUCUGAGGUCUUCAACAAGUCAAGGAUGCAUUCCAUAACUUCCUCUUAAUAGCUGUUAGAACAGAUGCAGGUAGACGGAAAAGAGGCGUUUCUUAAGUCUUACGUUUUCCUCUACCCAGAAUGUGCAGGGAAGAAAGUGUGUUGGGCUUCAAAAAGCCAUCAAGCUGAACGCAGUUCUGUGAUUGUAACAAAAAGCACUUUGCGAAAGGCCAUCCAGAAUAUUCUGUGCUGUCUCCUUUGAUUAUUACUGUUGUUGUUAUUGUUGUUUUUUUUUUGUUUUGGUUUUUUUUUUCAUCUUGUUAAUGCAAUUUUUUGUUAUCUCAUUGUGGAUGUAAUGAUUUAUUUAAAUGCAAAAACUACAUGAAAAGAAAAGAAACUUGAACAUGCGAUAUAUUUGGGUUGAAGUCCAUUUGAACUGCCGCCCCGUACCACACACAUCUCUGGAAACAAGGAAUGUUCAAGUUGUCUUACAUGUUUUCUUUCAACAGUUUUGCACCUUUAAACCCAAAUCUCAUUACAAAGGACUUUACAUUUGCUUAAAGGACAUUUCUUCCUGGGUUUCCAUUGUUCUGCAGUACGCUUCAUAGGCAAAUACAGAAUUUAUAAGAGAGUAGAUCUAGAUUGUUGGUAUUGUUAGGACAUAACUAUCCCAAACAAUGUCCACUACAAGGCUGCAGAUACGCAACCUGCAACCCUGACUAAGGCAGUCAGGUUUGGACCAUUAUACAACUUUCCUGCAUAUGGACAAUAUGUCUCUAAUUGCUUCCUUCUAAGUUGUUAGACAGUAAAAUAUAUUUUCCAUAAUGUUUUUGCAAGAGUUUAUAAGGGACUCAUUAUAUACUCUAUUCCAAGCUAACGUUUCUCGCAUCAAAUCUGUGCGCUUAAUUCAUUAUGUGGGUAAUCAGCUGAACGGACACAAGCUCUGCACAGAAAACAAUAAUUCAUUUUCAGGCUUUGGGGGCACUUUUUAACACUUUGGGGCGGCAGAAAAUUCCCAGUGUCUCAGGCUUGGACAGCAGAAACCCUUUUUUUUUUUUUGUUAAUUCAAGUCCUGUUCCUUUCCAUUGUCUGUCAGUGUGUGUUGAAGCUAUUGAGAUGUACAGGAGAAUUUGGGAGAAUUUGCACUUUUGGCGAUGAAAAGAAUUUGUAUUGUAUAUGAGACCACUAAAUCUACAUCGUCUAAAUCAAACAAUUCCAUGUUGUUUUCCUUUUUUCAUUUUAUUCUUUUUCUUUUUUGUUUUGUUUUAUUUUUACAAAAUAUAUCCAAAAAUGUCUGACGUUUAAGAAAUAAGACAUUUCUAUUAAAAACAGAAUGUUUACGA